AUGAUUGCGAAUGAGUUCAAAAGAAACGUUGUGCUCGAUGGACUGAUUUCUACGGCGACAAUGGCAGAGAUCCCCACUUAUGGUGCAUGCGGGAGUCGGGGCGAUGGUGCUAGGAUGGGUUUCCAUAGCACUGAUUGCCUUCAUUGGUAUCAGUAUCCUCGUGAUGGAACAGAGUAUUAA
This is a messenger RNA of Penicillium canescens, 180 nucleotides long. RefSeq lists its product as uncharacterized. The coding region runs from base 1 to 180 and encodes 59 amino acids. The record is from RefSeq and is a predicted model, not a curated record. The transcript is spliced from 2 exons. Lineage: Eukaryota; Fungi; Ascomycota; Eurotiomycetes; Eurotiales; Aspergillaceae.